Symphalangus syndactylus (siamang) is the source of this 5184-nucleotide messenger RNA. It is a transcript of the gene ARHGEF26, whose product is annotated as Rho guanine nucleotide exchange factor 26. The record is from RefSeq and is a predicted model, not a curated record. Gene Ontology annotation, molecular function: protein binding; guanyl-nucleotide exchange factor activity. Gene Ontology annotation, biological process: activation of GTPase activity. NCBI's taxonomy places the organism in Eukaryota, Metazoa, Chordata, Mammalia, Primates, Hylobatidae.
CGUCCCGCGGCGAGUUUCCUAAGAAAGCUGAACUCGUCCCAAGUUUCUUGUGCCUCGGCUUGCACUCAGUGAAUUGGUGGCGGGCUCGUUUGGUGCGGGUGGUCUUUUGGCGUGGGAGGGACGCGGAGGUGAUUGGAUUAAUCCGCCUGGGCGGCAGCCCAGAUUUCUGCCGGGGACCGCGCACCGCAAUGGUGCAGUUUUUGCCCGAGAAAGGGCGGGGCUGACUUCGAGGCCCGGCUAUGGACGGCGAGAGCGAGGUGGAUUUUUCUAGCAACAGCAUAACCCCUUUGUGGCGGAGGCGGUCGAUUCCUCAGCCCCAGCUGCUGGUGCGGAGCAAGCCGAGGCCCCAGUCCUACCAGAGCCCCAACGGGUUGCUAAUUACGGAUUUCCCGGUGGAGGACCGAGGGACGCUCCCCGCAGCGCAGAUUCCUGCCCAGGUGCCCACCGCCUCGGACAGCAGGACGGUACAUAGGAGCCCCCUGCUUCGGGGCGCCCAGCGGAGAGCUGUGGCCAAUGGUGGGACGGCAUCCCCGGAGUACAAGGCUGCCUCUCCUCGACUUCGACGGCCCAAGUCACCCAAGCUCCCCAAAGCGGUGCCGGGCGGCUCCCCGAAAUCCCCAGCAAAUGGGGCGGUGACCUUGCCUGCGCCGCCGCCGCCGGUUCUGCGCCCCCCGCGGACUCCUAACGCGCCCGCCCCCUGCACCCCGGAGGAGGACCCGACUGGGUUGACUGCCAGCCCAGUGCCUUCGCUCACUGCAAAUGGCCUUGCCGCUAAUAACGACUCUCCUGGGUCGGGUUCGCAGUCCGGCCAGAAGGCAAAGGAUCCCGAACGGGGGCUCCCUCCUGGGCCCCAGAAAAGUUCUUUGGAACAAAAACUCCCCCUCCAAAGGCUGCCCUCCCAGGAAAACGAGCUCCUCGAGAAUCCUUCCGUGGUUUUGAGUACAAACAGCCCCGCCGCCCUCAAAGUGGGGAAGCAGCAGAUCAUUCCGAAGAAUCUGGCCUCGGAAAUUAAAAUAAGUAAAUCCAACAAUCAGAAUGUGGAGCCCCACAAGAGACUCCUCAAGGUGCGCAGCAUGGUGGAGGGCCUAGGAGGACCCCUGGGUCACUCAGGGGAGGAGAGUGAGGUCGAUAACGACGUGGAUAGCCCAGGGUCUUUGCGGAGAGGCUUGCGGUCCACGUCUUAUCGCAGGGCGGUAGUCAGUGGCUUUGAUUUUGACAGUCCUACCAGCUCGAAGAAGAAGAACAGAAUGUCCCAGCCUGUUCUGAAAGCAGUGAUGGAAGACAAGGAGAAGUUUUCCAGUCUGGGAAGGAUAAAGAAAAAAAUGCUGAAAGGACAAGGAACAUUUGAUGGGGAAGAAAAUGCUGUCCUGUAUCAAAACUACAAGGAAAAGGCCCUUGACAUUGAUUCUGAUGAAGAGUCAGAGCCCAAAGAACAGAAGUCAGAUGAAAAAAUUGUGAUUCACCAUAAGCCAUUGAGAUCCACAUGGAGCCAGCUCUCUGUGGUGAAAAGAAAUGGAUUAUCUCAGACAGUAAGCCAGGAGGAAAGAAAGAGACAAGAGGCUAUCUUUGAAGUCAUAUCCUCUGAACAUUCAUAUUUACUCAGCUUGGAGAUCUUGAUACGAAUGUUUAAAAAUUCUAAAGAACUGAGUGAUACCAUGACUAAAACCGAGAGGCACCAUCUUUUCUCCAAUAUUACAGAUGUCUGUGAGGCAAGCAAAAAGUUCUUUAUAGAGUUGGAAGCAAGACAUCAGAAUAAUAUCUUCAUAGAUGACAUAAGUGACAUUGUGGAAAAACACACAGCAUCCACAUUUGACCCAUAUGUGAAAUACUGCACAAAUGAAGUCUACCAACAACGAACACUACAAAAAUUGUUAGCUACCAAUCCAUCCUUUAAGGAAGUAUUGUCAAGGAUUGAGUCCCAUGAAGACUGUAGGAACUUACCCAUGAUCUCUUUCCUCAUUCUCCCCAUGCAGAGGGUGACCCGCCUUCCCCUGCUGAUGGAUACUAUCUGUCAAAAAACACCUAAGGACUCUCCGAAGUAUGAAGUCUGCAAAAGAGCCUUGAAGGAAGUUAGCAAGUUGGUUCGACUGUGCAAUGAGGGCGCCCGGAAGAUGGAAAGGACUGAGAUGAUGUACACAAUUAACUCCCAGCUGGAAUUUAAAAUUAAGCCUUUUCCUUUAGUCUCCUCUUCCCGGUGGUUGGUAAAAAGAGGUGAAUUGACAGCCUAUGUUGAAGACACUGUGCUUUUCUCAAGAAGGACAUCCAAACAGCAAGUCUACUUCUUUCUCUUUAAUGAUGUGCUCAUUAUCACCAAGAAGAAGAGUGAAGAAAGUUAUAACGUCAAUGAUUAUUCCUUAAGAGAUCAGCUAUUGGUGGAAUCUUGUGACAAUGAAGAGCUUAAUUCUUCUCCAGGGAAGAACAGCUCCACGAUGCUCUAUUCAAGACAGAGCUCUGCCAGUCACCUCUUUACUCUGACAGUCCUUAGUAACCAUGCGAAUGAGAAAGUGGAGAUGCUACUAGGAGCUGAGACGCACAGCGAGCGAGCCCGCUGGAUAACUGCCCUGGGACACAGCAGCGGGAAGCCGCCUGCAGACCGAACCUCACUGACCCAGGUGGAAAUCGUUAGGUCAUUUACUGCUAAGCAGCCAGAUGAACUGUCCCUGCAGGUGGCUGACGUCGUCCUCAUCUAUCAACGUGUCAGCGAUGGCUGGUAUGAGGGAGAACGACUGCGAGAUGGAGAAAGAGGCUGGUUUCCUAUGGAAUGUGCCAAGGAGAUAACAUGUCAAGCUACAAUUGAUAAGAAUGUGGAGAGAAUGGGACGCUUGCUAGGACUGGAGACCAACGUGUAGUCUCUCAGAUGGUCUUUUGUUACUGCAAGAUUUGCAUGACACUUACUGGGCUGGUUGGUUCUGGGCUAGUUUUAUUGUUAAUUUUAUCACAGCCUAUUCAAUUAAAAGAACGAAAACACUUGCCUUUAAGCUUGCCAGGUGGUUCUGCUCUUCAUGAGAACUUGGAUACGGUGAGUUUGCACAGUUCAGUUUUUACCUAACCACACACUUGCAGACCUCCUGAGGUACACAGAAUAGCUGAGCAGUUCACUUUCAGGGAUCAGGUCAUCUCCGCUCCUCCUAGUUUCACCAUGUUCUGGCAAUAAAAAACACAUAUUAUAUCCUGGUUUUCUCUAUCCUUGCUUUACUAAGGUUACUAUCUCUCUUUAAACAUCGUUGUAUGGUUCUCCAAGUAUUAGCAAGAUUUUAUAUCUGUAAAGAAUGUCCAGUUUUGUAAAUAUUUCCCUGCCUUUUUUUUUCUUUUUUUACAUUUGAUUCUAAUGCUUUGUUAACUUCAAAAGAAACUGGUAGAGCUCAGAAGGUGAGCUGUUGUUUUUCUAAACCUCUUCCCAGGAAAGGGACAUUGACACUUGAAUUUUUGUCGUCACCUUUUUCCUCAUUAGAAGGAAAGUAGAAAGCCUUACUUUAGGAUUUUUUAAAAAAAUCCAUCUUACCCCAUAUUGGUCUUAAGUAAGUACAGACUAAUUAACCUAAGCUACCUUUAACAACGUAGAAUUUAAAUGGUUUCACAUAUGUGAGAAAAUCCUGAAUGUAGGACAGGGGUCCUACUUUUUUCCCCCACCUCUGUCACCCAGGCUAGAGUAUAGUGGUGUGAUCUUGGCCCACUGCAACCUCUGCUUCCUGGGUUCAGGUGAUUCUCCUGCCUCAGCCUCCCAAGUAGCUGGGAUUGUAAGAGUAUGCCACCACGCCCAGCUACUUUUUGUAUUUUUAGUAGAGACAGGGUUUCACCAUGUUGGCCAGGAUGGUCUCUUAACUCCUGCCCUCAAGUGAUCCACCCUCCUCAGUCUCCCCAAGUGCUGGGAUUACAGGCAUGAGCCACCGUGCCCAGCCGACUUUCUAAUUAAAAAAAAAAAAAUCUUCCCAAAUGAGCUGAUAAAAAACUGACGUGAGGCUGCUUUGCCUUCAAUAAUACCUAGUUUUCAGCUGUUCCAACUCGUUUCCAAAUAGAAAUUAGCUGGAACACACUACAGUAAUCUCAAGGAAGGGAAAAUCAGGCCUUAAAAGAUAUCAAGAAGUCAGCAUGGUACCCAAUUGAAAUGUUUUGACCUUAGUGGGAAUUCAUUCUGUUUGCACUAAAAGCUUUAACUUGCUGUAUUCAGAGUCCCUCUUACCUGUGAGUUUCUGUAGAACUCUACUUUUUCCACUAGUGCACAGAAAGAGAAAGGUUAUUUUAAUAAAUAGUUUCAUGGAGAUGAUGAAGGAUGGGAGAUUAAGAGGGGGGAAAUGAUUUUUACUGGCAGCUAUAUUCCCUCUCUGUUCUAUUUUCUUUAACAAAGGGAUAAAACCUGGCAAAGUAUACAUUAUUGGAGGACUCAAAUCUAUAUGUGACAUGUCCCAACUACUGUCCGCUAACUAGUUAUCCAAAUUGUAAAGCUACAGAAGCCCAGUGGAGGGGUAAGUGUGCCUGGCUCACACAGCCUGCACCGUCACCUCGGCAAUGAGCCAUUGUGGGGCACUGGGGACUUCUAACCCUUGGAUUGCUCUUUUUGACCUGUGCAUACAUUCUAAUUGUAAAAUAUAUUUCAGACCGUGAGUACCUUGAGAUCUGAGCAACUGUGUUAAUGAAGUAAUAGCAAUGGUCCACAGUGAAAGAUGUGUUGGGGUUUGUAAAACAAGAAUUCCGUCGCCUCUUUAAGAGUGUCACAGACUUUUUAAAGGAGAGGCUAACAAGUUGUAAUAUAAUCUGUCAUGUUUUAUUUAGGAAGGAAGGUAAAUUUGUGCUUGCACAGGGAUCAUUUUGUAUUAUUUUUGCUAAUACCCAGUUGAAGCUAAAAAGCAACUAUUUGAAUCCUGUGAAUUAAUUUAUAAGAAUGUUAAACAGCUUUGGAAAUACGUGCAUCUUAUGAAUCAUAGCCUUAUUUAGCAGGAUCAAUGCUGUGUAUUAAAGUGUUGUUAUAUGGCAAGUAUUUAACACAUUCACAGUGUUUGAUUUCAACUGUGAAUUGUCUUAACACAGUUUUUUCAAACCUAGUUGUUUCUAUGAACACCUGCUCUGAGUUGUACAUUGACUUCAUUACUAAAGAACAAAAAUGUUCAUUUUUGUCUCAGUAAGUUGAGACUGCUUGUAUACUUUCAGAAAAAUAUGUGAAUUUAUAAAGAUUUUGUAGAUACUUGU